AUGGCCGGGCCCCGGGGCGCCCCGGAGCCGCCGCCGCGGGCGCUGCUGCCGCCCCUCCUGGCGCUGGCGCUGGCGCUGGCGGGCGGCGCGGCGGCGGCGGGCUCGGUGCGCCUGGCGGGCGGCCUCACGCUGGGCGGCCUGUUCCCGGUGCACGCGCGCGGCGCGGCGGGCAGGGCGUGCGGGCCGCUGAAGAAGGAGCAGGGCGUCCACCGGCUGGAGGCCAUGCUGUACGCGCUGGACCGCAUCAACGCCGACCCCGCGCUGCUGCCCGGCGUGCGGCUGGGGGCGCGGCUGCUGGACACCUGCUCCCGGGACACGUACGCGCUGGAGCAGGCGCUGAGCUUCCUGCAGGCGCUGAUCCGCGGCCGCGGCGACGGCGAGGCGGCCGUGCGCUGCCCCGGCGGCGCCCCCCCGCUGCGCGCCGCGCCCCCCGAGCGCGUGGUGGCCGUCGUGGGCGCCUCGGCCAGCUCCGUCUCCAUCAUGGUGGCCAACGUGCUGCGUCUGUUCGCGAUUCCCCAGAUCAGCUACGCCUCCACGGCCCCGGAGCUCAGCGACUCCACCCGCUACGACUUCUUCUCCCGGGUGGUGCCCCCCGAUUCCUACCAGGCCCAGGCCAUGGUGGACAUCGUGCGGGCAUUCGGAUGGAACUACGUAUCCACGCUGGCCUCCGAGGGCAACUAUGGCGAGAGCGGGGUGGAGGCCUUUGUGCAGAUCUCCCGAGAGGCGGGGGGAGUCUGUAUUGCCCAGUCCAUCAAGAUUCCCAGAGAACCAAAGCCAGGAGAAUUCAACAAGGUUAUCAGACGACUCAUGGAGACGCCCAACGCUCGGGGCAUCAUCAUCUUUGCCAACGAGGAUGACAUCAGGAGGGUCCUCGAGGCAGCCCGCCAGGCCAACCUGACUGGCCACUUCCUGUGGGUUGGCUCCGACAGCUGGGGGGCCAAGAUCUCACCCGUCCUGAACCUGGAGGACGUGGCCGUGGGGGCCAUCACCAUCCUGCCCAAGAGAGCUUCCAUUGAUGGAUUUGACCAGUACUUCAUGACACGCUCCCUGGAGAACAACCGCCGGAACAUCUGGUUUGCAGAGUUCUGGGAGGAGAAUUUUAACUGCAAACUGACCAGCCCGGGUACCCAGUCAGACAAAGCCGCCCGCAAAUGCACAGGUGAGGAACGCAUCGGCCGGGACUCCACCUAUGAACAGGAGGGGAAGGUGCAGUUUGUGAUCGACGCGGUGUACGCCAUUGCCCAUGCCCUGCACAGCAUGCACCAGGCACUCUGUCCUGGGCAUAUAGGCCUGUGCCCAGCAAUGGAGCCCACCGACGGGCGGACACUGCUGCAGUAUAUCCGGGCAGUCCGCUUCAAUGGCAGCGCAGGAACCCCCGUGAUGUUCAAUGAGAACGGGGAUGCGCCGGGGAGAUACGACAUCUUCCAGUACCAGGCGUCCAACGGCAGCGCGGGCAGCGGCGGCUACCAGACGGUGGGCCAGUGGGCGGAGACGCUCCGGCUGGACGUGGGCGCCCUGCAGUGGUCAGGGGACCCCUGGGAGGUGCCGGCCUCUCAGUGCAGCCUCCCCUGCCAGCCUGGGGAGCGGAAGAAGAUGGUGAAGGGCGUGCCCUGCUGCUGGCACUGCGAGGCCUGCGACGGGUACCGCUUCCAGGCGGACGAGUUCACCUGCGAGGUGUGCCCCGGGCACCUGCGGCCCCUGCGCAACCGCACGGGCUGCCGCCCCACGCCCGUGGUGCGCCUCUCCUGGGCCUCGCCCUGGGCCGCCGCGCCGCUGCUGCUGGCCGUGCUGGGCAUCACGGCCACCACCGCCGUCGUGGCCACCUUCGUGAGGCACAACGACACGCCCAUCGUGCGCGCCUCGGGCCGCGAGCUCAGCUACGUGCUGCUCAGCGGCAUCUUCCUGGUCUACGCCAUCACCUUCCUCAUGGUGGCCGAGCCAGGGGCGGCCGUGUGCGCCGCGCGCAGGCUCUUCCUCGGCCUGGGCACCACCCUCAGCUACUCGGCCCUCUUCACCAAGACCAACCGCAUCUACCGCAUCUUCGAGCGGGGGAAGCGCUCCGUCACGCCCCCGCCCUUCAUCAGCCCCACCUCGCAGCUGGUCAUCACCUUCGGCCUCACCUCCGUGCAGGUGGUGGGAGUGAUAGCAUGGCUAGGGGCCCAGCCCCCACACAGCGUGAUCGACUAUGAGGAGCAGCGGACGGUGGACCCAGAGCAAGCCAGAGGGGUGCUCAAGUGCGACAUGUCAGAUCUGUCUCUCAUCGGCUGCCUGGGCUACAGCCUCCUACUCAUGGUCACAUGCACAGUGUACGCCAUCAAGGCCCGCGGAGUGCCUGAGACCUUCAACGAGGCCAAGCCCAUCGGCUUCACCAUGUACACCACCUGCAUCAUCUGGCUGGCUUUUGUGCCUAUCUUCUUUGGCACUGCCCAGUCCGCGGAAAAGAUCUACAUUCAAACCACCACACUGACUGUGUCCCUGAGCCUGAGCGCAUCGGUGUCCCUCGGCAUGCUCUAUGUACCCAAAACCUACGUCAUCUUGUUCCACCCGGAGCAGAACGUACAGAAGCGGAAACGGAGCCUCAAAGCAACCUCCACAGUGACAGCCCCACCCAAGGGUGAGGACACAGAGGCCCCCAAGUAG
Pipistrellus nathusii (Nathusius's pipistrelle) is the source of this 2640-nucleotide messenger RNA. The record is from the annotation of a GenBank genome assembly. Lineage: Eukaryota; Metazoa; Chordata; Mammalia; Chiroptera; Vespertilionidae.